Sesamum indicum (sesame) is the source of this 1390-nucleotide messenger RNA. Its product is annotated as Single hybrid motif superfamily protein. The record is from RefSeq and is a predicted model, not a curated record. Lineage: Eukaryota; Viridiplantae; Streptophyta; Magnoliopsida; Lamiales; Pedaliaceae.
UAUAUACAUGAGUUUCUGGCUCAUUGCUACUUCGUUAACAUCGUCGCUGCCCAAAGAGAAAUUCUCUGGCAGCUGCCCUGCUCCUCCUCCACAACCACCACCACAAGUUCCUUGCUUCUCCACUUUACAUGGCUGCAUGCGGUUUUGGGGCUUCAGGCCUCAAGAUAAAGAACUUGGAUUUCGGUUCUCCCAGGCCCAAGUCGAGAACUCUGCAGCCUUUGCAUAGUUUAAGGACUCAGAAAUUCGUUCCCUUUGAUGGUUUCGUGUUGUCUUGUGGAUCAAAGAAGCCGAUAUUUGUUUGUCGAAGUUCAGCUUCUGAAGCUGAUUUAACAGCUAAUGCCAAUGUGGAGGAUAAUUCUGAAGAAACUAAGUCGACUGAUGGAACAAGCACACUUGUCCCCAAUGGACUUGAGGUAGAAUCUCUUUUGACAGUGCUAUGCGACACAACAUCAAUUGCCCAAUUUGAACUUAAACUUGGGGGGUUCCGGUUAUAUGUGUCAAGAAACUUGGCUGAGCAAAGUGUACCUCCACAACCUCCAGUUCCUGCUCCUGUUACUAACCAAACAGUUGUUGAGUCACCUAGUUCAAAUGGCUCAGCCUCAUCAUCAUGUUUGGCCCUCUGGAAACCAGAUCCUUAUUCUGUUGGAGUUCAGACGCUGCUUGACAAGGCAGCGGAUGAGGGCUUGGCGAUACUUCAAUCUCCAAGGGUUGGAUAUUUUAGGAGAUCUCGGACUAUUAAAGGGAAGCGUGCUCCUCCAUCUUGCAAAGAGAAAGACAUAGUAAAAGAGGGGCAGGUGCUCUGCUACAUUGAACAGCUAGGAGGCCAGAUCCCCGUUGAGUCUGACGUAUCCGGAGAGGUGGUUAAGAUACUUCGAGAGGAUGGCGAACCUGUUGGGUAUGCCGAUGCUCUUAUUGCAGUCCUGCCAUCCUUUCCUGGAAUAAAGAAGCUUCAGUAGAUCGUCUUUGUAGCUCAUUAGUUCUUCUUUUUGCUGCCAUUGGUUUUUCUUCAGACUUCCCCCCCAACCCCACCCCCUCGCUCUCUCUCUGUGCAUGGUUUAGUUUGAGACGGGGCAUUUUGGAAAAAUACAAGAGCAAGGACGCUAUAGUCUUGAGAUAUCAAAGCGGGAAAUUUAAUAGAAUGAGUUAUAGUUGACAGUAUGAUUAUUAUUCAUAUUUUUACUUUGGUUCUUGAUUUGUAAAUGCAGCUAGCUUUUUCACUGAAGUGAAUUCACAUAAUUGCUUUGUUGCAGUAGUGGAUCUGGGACUGGAACACAUGUUUAUAUUUCAGUUUUGUUUGUCCAGAUGGACAACAUCACCAUUUUUUCACCCAUUCUGUGCAUGUGAAGCACUGUCUUGGUUCUUACACUAGACCAUCUAUAAACGGCGAUGU